This is a messenger RNA of Protopterus annectens (West African lungfish), 5579 nucleotides long. It is a transcript of the gene IKBIP, whose product is annotated as IKBKB interacting protein. The record is from RefSeq and is a predicted model, not a curated record. Bases 131 to 1291 code for a protein of 386 amino acids. NCBI's taxonomy places the organism in Eukaryota, Metazoa, Chordata, Ceratodontiformes, Protopteridae. The transcript is spliced from 3 exons.
AUGGGUGGAGUUUGCAGAGUGCUAUAUUUUUUUAGAAAUACGAUCCUAGCUCAGAGGGCAGUUGCCAGCACUGUACUUUUCUUCUAGAAACUUGCUGUGUUCUCCUUUGUGAAAUCUGUUAACUUUCAGGAUGUCAAAUGAACUAAAACAAAGGAAAAAGGCCUCUUUACCAGGCAAACAAAAUGAAGGCACUAAAGAACAGACAACUUCAAGAAAGGAAGAUGCUAGAAGUUCAGAAUUAAGUGCAGUGUCUGUAGAAAGCAGCAGAAAAGGUUGCUCACUGCUGGACCCACGGAAUUUUCUCUGCUUUAUUUCGCUUGCAGCUACCGGCGUUCUCACAUGGCUGGUACUACAGCAGUCAACUAAGUUUGCAGAUGUAGAAGAAAAGUAUUCAGUGCUGCUAAAAGAAACUGCUGAUGUUCGUGGUUUGAGCAGUGAAAUUGAUAGAAUCGCAAAGAAGCUGGAAUCCUCAGAAGACAUCCUGCAGAAAGCCACUUCAUCCAUUUCCUUGGCAACCAAGUUUGAAGACGAAGUCUCUAGUCUCCAAAAGAUCAUUCAUAGAAUCCACACCAGAGAAAGUGAGCUGUCAUCGAGGCUGCGAAGCAUAAACACACAGUUCCAAAAUGUCAGUGAUGCGUGGCAGCAUAGCCUGGAUAAUAUUAACCUGGACAUUGAAAGCCUCAAGUCUGAAGCAAAAAUGGUGCAUCAUCAGAUGACAUCCAGAAUCGAUGAGACAGAACAAGGGAUCAAAAUGCUUUCAAAGAAACUGAAAGAUUUAGAUGACAGCACAGUCAGAAAUGUAAAAACCUUAAAAAGACACGAGGAAGAUGAAGUCGCUGAUUUUACCAAGCAGAUAGAAUGGAAUAUGCAAACAAUUCAGAAACUUGAAGAGGAGCACAACAUUUUGGUCAGAUCAGAUACAGAGCUGGCUCAAAAGUUUGCUGAUUAUGAGCCCAAGAUUGAACAAUGCAUGGAUCAUUUACCAGUGAUCGAGAAUGCUGUUCACUCUGUUGUGAAGGUGUCAGCUGAACUGCAGACAACUGAGAAGAAGGUAGAAGAUCUGACAGCUAAGAUAUUCACAGUGGAAGACAGUAUGCUCAAUGCAGUGACAGAAAUACUUGAAAUACAGACAGCACUUGAUGAAAUGCAGUAUGGGAACAGUAUUUUGAAACUACAAAACGAGCUAGGUGUUUUAAAAGAGACUCUCCUGGGAUUUGUUGAUCUUCAGCUGAGUUCACCAACAGCACCCUCUGAGCACCUACUGGAAGAUGAAAAGAAUACUCCAAAAUAAACUCAUCAAGUUCAUGGAGGUGCAUGAAAAACCUAUGAUAAUGAAGUUAUAAUAAUGGAAAACUGACACUCAUAUUUCACUCCAAAGAACUGCAACUGCACAGCACUUUUAUAUAGUUAAUGAACUGUGUAUGUUACAGGAAACUGUUAAAAAGCAUAACAUUUAAACGCAUUACAUAGCAAUGAUAUUAAAACAUAAAAAAAGAAAAACAGUAAUUCAUGAAGUCUAUGAUUAUCUUAAAUGGCAGCCAGCACUAGUAUGAAUGGUAAGAAGAUGUCAAGAUAUUCGGGCAUCUGCUAUAGCUUUUUGGCCAUAGGUAACAUGACAGCCAUUACCCAAGCAACCAUAUUUGAUGUUACAUGGUGAUAAAAUGCCACGUAAAGAUAAAAAGUAAGAAUAGACUAGCCCAGCUGACAAGACAUCUUUUUGCUAUGAAAACAUAUUUCAUAACAGUUUUGUAAAGAAAGUAUAGGUACAGCACUGAUAAAAUAAACCAGCAUGUGUAGUGGUGCGUGUACUGAUGGGGUUACAGUUCUGGUACUGAGAUUAGUUUAUAACUCUAAAGUACAUUUUAUAUAUUUAUAGAAAUGCAUAACAUUUUAUACCUUGAAUUAUGUUUGUCAUAUUUUCUGCAGCUGUUUAAACCAUUAUGUUUCAGUGAGUCAUUAAAGAUUGAAGUUGUACUUUUAAUCAUAAUGUACCUUUUGCUUGCAUAUGGGCCACUCUUACUGAAAAAAGCAGCUCAGAUCAGACUCUUCUAGAAGUAGAUUUUCAGGAGAGAAAUGUUUGAUUUACAUGUUUUUAAGCAUAUUAUUUCUUUAUAGCACUGAAUUAGUGAUGCACCUGAAUGGCUAAUAUUACUGUUCCUGAGUAGGUCUCAUGUACAGUAAGGGUAAAGGUUUAGGAGCUGCUUUCUAUACCCUGCUUCCUGUUGGUGCGGGGGCUUAUACAGUAUGUUAAAACUUAAAUGUGAAAUCACUCUUACAAAGAUUUUGAAGUGAAUUCUAGUCAAUAUUUCAAAGGCAUGUUGCCAGUUUCGCCAUUCCCCUUUUAUCAGUAUCCUGUUAAUAGCCCCAGGGCUUACAGUGAGGUUUUAUAAAUGAACCAUUGUGCCGACAGGAGCUACUGUUACCAUCUGACUCAUUUUCUCCUGGCUCCAGUACAGUAAUAUGUAUUGUUGCUACUGCUGAAGCUAUGGGUCUGAAUGAAGUGAAUAAAGUUAGGUCCUGUACUUAGAUCACCUGCAGUAGGAUAUCAGGUUAAACUGUGAAUUAAAAAUAAUGUGUAUUUUCUCUGACUGUAGCUUCUGUGAAUGUGGGUGGUUGGAGAUGAAAGGAGCUGGGUGCUGUUUAUGUUUUCUGCAGGGAUCACUGUUGCACUACAAAUCCUUAUUCACACAAAUAUUCCCUAGACUCUUGGUCUGAUAUAUAGCUAAAAGGAGGAACAGCCAUUUCACUUAAUUCUUUGGGCAAAAGUAAUAGUGAGCAGUUUUCCCCCUUUUCUCAGUCUGCAUAGCUCUAAAAAGCCAACACCUAGUAAAAAGUAGCAAUACACUUCUCUUCUAGUUUCUUGAAAAUCUCCCAUGAAGUAGGGCCAAAAAGUAAAUAUUUGCCUAGAGAUCCAACCAAUAAGGUCCUCUUUGCACUGGCUGGCAAGGGCAAGUAACCAUAGCCAAGCAUACCUUCUAAUUACAGCACCAUCUGUUACUGAUCUGCUACAGGGAUCUGCUGCAGUACAUCUGCAUUCAUGCUUACCCACUUUAUUUGUAGUUUGGGUCAGUGUACAUCCCGUUUCUUUAGGAGCCUCAUGUAUGAUUUCAGAAGUCAUGUCCUGCAUCUGUCAGAGGAUCUCUUUCUAUUAUUUAAUGAGAUGCAUCUGGCAUUUGAUAGCUAUGAGUGCCAAGGUGAAACAGGUAUAAGCAUUCUUCCCCAAAAUUUUGUAAGAAAGACCUAGCUAUCCUUAUCACUGUUGAGCAUACAGAAUCUAGGAGUCAGCUUAUGUCUCCUACCAUCAUCAAAAGCUACCACUGCUGGGUCUGCCAUAGGGUUCUUGUAUGAAAUUUAUUAAGUCUAUUGAAUUCUGUAAAGCCUGUCUUAUUUUUUUAUAAACAAGUGGCUGUGAGGCCAGCUCUAGGGUUACUGACUCACAGGCAUCUUCAGUGGCCUGAAAUACUAGUAGGACUGCUAAGGGCUCUGGUUCCUCUCUAGUCAAUAAACCUAUUUAUCUCUUCUUGACCUCCGCCACCCUCUUGGAGCUCCACUUAAAAUGUUCUUUCAUGAGAUUUAAAGUCUAAAUGAAGGAAGUAUUCUCAGAGGGGAGGCCAAAGAAAUUGCUUUCUUGUCGUCUGUGUCAUAAGUUGGAGGCAAUGAAAUUUGUAGGAAGUAGAUCAGGUCCCCCUCUUCUAACCCAGAAUAAAAGGAAGUUGGUUGAGGAGAUGGUGCUUUCCUUUUGAGGUUGCAGGAAUCCCUGAAAGGAGGGUUGAGAUGGUAAGGGUUUAUCCUCUGCCAAUGUGUAAUGCACUGCUCAGUGCAUAUUUUAUAAUGAAAUGCAACCAUGGCCUGGCUGCUGUGCACCCCUCAAUGAGCUUCUUUUAAUCAAAUUAAACCAGGGUCAAUGUCUCUAAAGUCAAUGUUCAGGGCUAAGGUGUUGAAAGAGUAUCCCACCUAAUGGGGGAGCUUUCUCUAUGAGUUUUUUUUUCAGUAAGUCCUGUUUUUUGUAUUUCUUUGACCAGAAUGGAAGGUACGUGUAUGGAUUCAGUGACUGAUACAUUGGAGAUGGACAUUCACUCAUCAUGGAUGCCUGAGAACCAGUGUUUAGCAUAAACAUCUCAAACACCUUGGCAGAGGUCUGCAUAUGAUCAAGAGACAUGAUCCCCUCUGUUUGCUUCUGCUGAAGUCAAAACAGAAGGAGGACCAGCAGAAACUGAGUAUUGGACUUGGAGCCAUGCAAAGCAAAAUAUCACUGAGUUUGAUGACUAAGACUUUGGUGGGACUUGCCUCCUGCUUCCUGCACACAGCUUCUUUCAUAACCAUCUUCUUUGGUCAUUCCGUUCUUCUUUACUUGGUAGUGCAGAGUUCUUCCUGACCUUGAGCAGAUGACUGCAACAAGGUUUUUAUAGUCUAGGCAAGCUUUCUAAUUGUUUAUCAACUGAAAGAAUGGUUUCCUUUAUAAACCUAUAUAGUGCUCACAGGAAGUCUGGUUAAAAAAAGCUUUACCCAGAAGAUGUUAAGGCUGACUUAUUAGAUGUUUCUAUCACCACAAAAUGCCUGUGCAACAAGCCAGCAGAUGACAUCCUAACUGGUGUCAAAAAGAAAGGGAAAAUUAUAUCAGCUGUAAAAUAAAUGCUUCAUGAUUCUGUAUUAUAAAAGGUUUUUCCUUCAAACAAAAGGCUAUUUUUAAAGCAACAAAUGAUAAACUAACAGAAAUGGUCUCCUUCUUAAUUUUCCUUUAAUCUUUUUGAAAGAAAGGGAAAGCAACAGGAAACAAAAAGACAUUAAUGAUGUAUCCUCAGAUCCCCUUACUUUCUACACCUUCCCUCUUUCAUCCUAUAAGAGAUAAGUCUAUGCACCAUGUUAUUCCCAGCAUGAUAUUACCAAGAGCUCUUCAUAUAAUUUCAUAAGGUUAUUCCAUGGAAUAUAUGAAGUUUCUUAGCUUUCCUGCAGAUUUUCAUACCAGUUUGUUAGCUGUACACAGCCUUAGAGCUAGCAGUAUAGCUUUUCGGUAAAGGUAUUACAAUGUGUUCUACACCACUGCAAAGGUAACAGUUUUAUUUCAGAUUUUCAUAGCCCCAAAAAAGGGUAACUCCUUAAUUUGUAGGCCAUUCAAACCUCAGCCAUUUUAUACUAACAAAAAACUUCAGAAUGGUAGCUGAAAACUGUAAGGCAUUCAGAUAUCAGAACUCCAUCCCCACUGCUUUGGAUAAGGAGGACAUCGAUCUUCACAUUCUAGCCAAGCCAUCACACAGAACAUAUCUUCAUUUUCAGGCAGCAGAUUUCCCCUUUCAGCUAGUCAUUCAUCCAUUUGGCUUAUCCAUAGCUAUAAGACUAAUCACAGCAGUGUUUACCAGUUAAACAUAGAAAACAGGUUGUCUCCCAUCUUGGAUAACCGUUUCUUUUUUUUCUUUGAAUAUUGUAUCCGUUGAAGUUCCAUAACAUUUUCAUUUCAAAUAAAUGUAUUUACAUAAAGACAACGAUCACAAGAAUUCAAGCAGAAGAUAUUUCGAUCAUAAUUUCAACCAAGCAUUUUUAAACAAUAAAGAAUUAUUUAUUCAAAUGCAAUUAUUUACACA